Strongylocentrotus purpuratus (purple sea urchin) is the source of this 9497-nucleotide messenger RNA. RefSeq names its product mediator of RNA polymerase II transcription subunit 12 (gene sav1). Gene Ontology annotation, molecular function: molecular adaptor activity; protein binding. NCBI's taxonomy places the organism in Eukaryota, Metazoa, Echinodermata, Echinoidea, Camarodonta, Strongylocentrotidae. The transcript has 9 exons. The record is from RefSeq and is a predicted model, not a curated record. Bases 2838 to 4148 code for a protein of 436 amino acids. Gene Ontology annotation, biological process: apoptotic process; regulation of cell population proliferation; hippo signaling.
AAUGAGGCAUUUUUUGUUGGUUUAAUGCUUAUUGAUCUGAUCAAUUCUGACUUUUUUCUGCAUUAAUGAUAGUGUAGGCCUGUAUCCACGGACAUCAAGCAUGACAAACUUAACCGUGAUACACACAUAUUUUUUUUGAUGAUCAAAAGGCACAUCUAUGCUGUUUCAAGAGCUUUAAUGCAUUUUCCUUCAUCAUAAUAUCUUGGCCUUCUUGGGUAAACCAUUAUUUUGUGGAUAGUUAGACAAUUAAUGCCUAUUGAAUUUUAAUUUCAAUAGUCUGAUCAUCAUUUUGGUUUUGUGUGUGGUACUUUCGUAACUUGCUCAGUCGUUGGUGAGUCAUAUUUUGACUUCCGUUUAUGAACACGCUCGGUAACGCGAAGCGUCCCUCCUUCCUUGCAGCCUCAAUUGUAGAGCCAUGAAAAUACCUACCGUCAUCUAAAAUGAUCUCCUUUUGGAUCUUUAUUUAAUUAAAUUGAAAUUCAGUAAAAUGUGUAUUUUAAGUUCUGUAUUGCAAAAUAUCAGUCUGAAAUUUAAUUUUGAAAUACCCGAAAUCAAAAAUUAAAACCCAGGUAUUAGAGUGACGGUUGGGGACUGGGCGUGGAGCCUUUUUGACUCGGGCCUAAUAUACAUUACUGUUCAUACAUGUAUAUGAUUGUACAUUUUUCAAUUACAAGAGUGCCGUGAAUAUGUCAAAACAAUAAUUAACCAACUUAAAUUGCAUGAGCUCUGAAUUUAAUCAACAAAAUGAGAAACAAAAUCUACUUUGAAAUCAAAUUCAAAAAUGCUGGCUGCAUUUAUUUGGAUAGCAUUAAAUAAUUGUUGAAUAAAACUGUAAGUGGAGGCUAAACUUAUUUCUAUCUUUACUUGUUAUAAUUUAUACAAGUACAUGUUAGUCCCCAUGAACAUGUGAACUGUAAGGCUGUAAGCAACACACUGUGUAAGUAAGAUACAUUAAACUCCAAAUGGGUUGAGGUACUGUAAUUGGGACAUUCAUUUUUUGGCAUGCAUGCGUAAAUUACAUGUACACUACACUGUAUACACUAUUUAUAUUAAAGGUUGUCAUUUAAGCAAAUAACUUUAAAUGUCAACCCACUACUACUGUACAUUACACAGCACAUGUAAGUGGCAUACAUGUACAUUAACAUUAUGCUUUCAAGUUUCAAGUUCGGGCAAUAAUUUUAAUAUGAUUAUUGCUGCAGUUAACCAACACUGACCAAUAACUACAAACUACAGUGUAUAUAUGGUUGUUCAAAUUGUACUUUCAACUUUUAGCCUCCAAAAAGGUGAUUACUCUUAACUAUUCAGUGGUUGUAUUUUCCAUUCAACCUUGAUGUCAACAAACCAAUUGUCAAAUACCAGAUGCACCCCAAUAGUUUUCCAUUGUAUUGUAUAGUAUUUUGGAUUGUUGAUUGAUGCACCAUUCCAGUCGUCAUUAUAGUCUAUUCUAUCCCCCUUUCAUAUCAAAUAAAUUGGAAUGUUCCUAUCCGGGAUGACAGUGCAAUAAAAACCAACAGUAUUAAAAACCAACUACAUGUAACAGAGUCAGUUAAAACAUGUUGCAUACACAAACUUCUGGGCUUAAUUAAACUUGGAAAAUUUUGUGAACAAUUUUUUAUUUUUAUUACACAGUUCAAUACUAGCAUAAACAGGUGUUCAGGACACAUUGUUACCCAAAAUCUUCCUCUUUAAACAUUACAAAACUACUUACAAAUACAAUCAAUCUUGAAAAUCUACUGAAUGAUUAGUCUUGUCUAUGUCUUCAUCAAUAUAUGCAUUACUUUCUAGUGCUGAAAAUCAGAUAAACGGUAGUCCAUCUUGUCUAUGUCCAUGGUUUAUGUCUACAAUCAGAUCCAAGAAUUCAAGCAAAUACCAUUAUCAUUUAUGCAAACAGUGGGGUACAAUAUAGGUGCUUUAAUCAUUUCAAAACCUUACAUUGGCAAGUGCUAACUUUAUCCCACUCUUUGAUGCAUUGUAUUGUAUACAAAAUGUACAGAUGAUAUUGUGAAAGGGAAAUUAUCACUCAUAAAACACUUACUGGUAUAAAAAGUUUAUUCUCAGCUGAGCAUAAUAGAAUAGAUUUAGAUUUGAUUACUGGUAUUUAUAAUCAUUAAUUCAGUUUACUGGUUUGGUAUGAAAUGGGUGAAGUACAGUGUAGUGCAUGCACACACCCAUCAAUAAACCCCUGUACCGGUACCUCCUUGUUAAUAGACAUUCCUACCAUUCCAGUGUAUAGAGCCAAACUUCUUUUAAUGAGCUAUGUCUCUUGUCAAGGACCGGAUAUAACAAGAUAUGAAUAGGGUCAGAGUUUGUGUGUUAUCUCUGUCCUAAAGAGAUGGGUUCCACAGAACCAGGUACAAUAGUGUGAAUAGAGAGAGAUACAGUAUUUAUUCUACAUGUAUUUACAUGUAUGUAAAUGGAAUUAUAAAUACCAAGAAGUUGUAAGGCUGAAGCAUUCCUUCAUUAAACUUCUAUGGAUUUUUUUGACAGGGGAAUAUGCCCAUGUCUUUUUUUUCCACACAAUAUGAAAAGGGUUUGCAUCUUUCGUUAUUGAGUAGAUUCUAUUUCAUAUAUCUGCCAAUGUUGGAAAGUAGAUUGGGUUAUUUUCAUUGAGAUUUGGCCUUAUAAAAGGCUGAAACAAAAUCAAAUGAAUUAAUAUUUCCAAAUGACAGGAACCUGUACAGUUUUGUACACCUACAAUGUAUGGUUUAUGUGUACAUUGUAUGGUCCCUUGGUUAGAUAGGAAUGUUUCUUGAAAUGCUUCUGUUGUAAUUUUUUUCAGAGAGAGAGAGAGGGGAUGGACUGAAUCUUUAUCAGUACAUAUGUUCCUAAUGUAGAACAUGCUCCUGAGAAAGAAAGAUUCAUCCAAACCACUACCUCCUGAAGGCAUUGCUGGCAAGUACACCAAGAAAGAGACAUCACCAUGGUUACAGGGCUACAUGAGCCCUGUUCAGCGCAACGGUCCUUCUAUGAAGAGGCCGUCGCAGAUACCCUCGGGAGGACAGCCUGGGACCACUAACCCAGCCGUACCCCAGUGGGAACCGAUAGGGGCACCCGUAGGGCGACGCCCUGGUCUAGCUCAGCUGGGUCUGCCAGACUUCAACAAAGACAAUGGGCAGGCACCAACAGAACACCAUAGCGGUUAUGGAGAUCGUGGUGUACCCACUCAACAACGAGGGGGAUCUCCCCUUCUCCCUGCCAGUGCCUACAGACCAGAUAAACCACCUCAUGCUGGGAAUGUACCAGACUUGCCUCUUCCUCCUGGCUGGACUGUAGACAGGACAAUGAGAGGGAGGAAGUUUUUUAUUGAUCACAACACUCAGACAACACAUUGGAGUCAUCCAUUAGAGAAGGAGGGGUUGCCCCCUGGAUGGGAGAAAGUCGAAUCCAGAGAGCAUGGCACCUACUAUGUCAACCAUGUUUCAAGGACAGCACAGUACAGGCAUCCCAACGCGCCCAAGAUUCCUAGAUAUGAACCCACCCCACCCAUCCCGAAGAGUCUGCCCAUCCCACCCCAGUCACCCAGCCUCAACCCUGCAUCCCGUUCAGAGGGGCAACCAGGCCAGGCAAACAACUUCUGGGUUCCACCCAACCCCUAUCUUUAUACAGAAAUACCUAAUUGGCUGGACGUGUACUACAAAGCCUCCCCUGAACACGAUCAUAAGCUCAAGUGGGACCUGUUCAGACUGCCUGAGUUAGAUGCGUUUCAAGCCAUGCUAACAAGGUUAUACAAAGAAGAUUUAAGAACAGUGGUAAUGGACUAUGAGGCUUACAGGCAAUCGUUACUCAGGGAGAUUGAGAGGCGGCAUGUCAGACAAUUACAUAUACAGCAGCAACAGCAGUUAGCUUACCAGCAACAUGGCUACCCACAACCCUCUCAGGCUCAUGGCCACCACCCACAGCAACAACAACAACAGCAACAACAUCAACAACAACAACAACAACAAAGGCAAGUCAGUCAACUCAAUCAGCAUCAACAACAUGCAGGUCUAAUGCAGCAACAUGAACAGCAGCAGCAACAGGCAUUGUCCCACCAACAACAGCUUACAAUGUUGUACCAACAGUUGUUAGAACAGCAGCAACAACAACAUCAACAAAAACUCCACCAACGGAACCAGGGUGCUAAAGAUGGCCGAGAAACAAGAAUAUGAAGAGGUUAUUUCAGAUCAUUUUGUUUCUGUUGACAGCAAGAUUGUAAUAUCUGGCUGCAUGUGUCAAUGCAGUCAACUUGCGAUCAGCAACACGGAUAUGAAAGUGGAUCACAUGAACGCCCUUGUUUCUUCACUACGGCAAGAUGGCUGUGUCUGCACAUAGAGCUGCUUGUGUAAAUCAUGUCAACUUGCAAUCAGCAACAUGGAUGUGAAAAUCGAUAGCAUGAACGUCCUUGUUUCUUCACUACGACAAGAUGGCUACAUGUGGCUGCAUGUGUAAACCAGAUCAACGUUCAAAAAGGAUAUAUGACAUGGAUGGCCUAGAAAUGUACUUGUUUUUAUCGCCCAAUAAGACGAUGACAAUGGCUGCGUACAUGUAUUUAGAUGAGAUGAAUUUGCAAUCAGCAACAAUGAGAUAAAAAGGAGAGCGUAAUAGGGAGCAUUAGUGCUCUUGCCAAGCUGCAUAUAUGUUACUCAGCCUGCAACAGUAGAUCGAUCUCUUCCAAUUCAGAGACGUACAUGUAGAAGACUUGAUUUGUUCUGUCAUCUGCCCUGUCGGUGGACAAUCCUGCUCUUUGCUCCUGGUUUGUAAAUUAAGCAUUGGACUUACUUUGUCUUUGUCAGACCUGGUGGGCUCCAUACAACCACAAUGCACAGGAGAACCAAGUUCAGAUUUGAAAAGGUAUUGGAAUGUUUAUGUACAGAAGGAUUUCAUUCUAGAGCGUGACGACACAUAAAGGGGUUGAUCCGUGAUGGUGUUUGAUACAACUAUCAGUCAGACUUCAGUCUCUAAACUAAUUUCAUUGGGAUAUGAUAUAUUUGCAGUAUUCCUGCUCCCAAUAAACGGCCAAACACAUCCCUCAGGCUUUUCCAUGUGCGAGAAUAAACUGCUAUGUGUAUUCAAGUCAAUCAGCUGGCUUUUCUCUCCCCGUCUAACCUUCUUCUCUCUUGUCGACUUCCCAUUUCGCCUUUUUAUCCUGUUUUUCCUGCCUAGCUGGCUUUCUUUGUCCUUCAACGUAGUCUUCUAUUUUUCCAAAGAUACUUAACCUUGUAACUUUUCUUUGUCUUCCCCUAUGCUAAGCAUGCUACACUUUUUAUGAGAGGCUUUAGAGAUUUAAUCUCUUUCACAAACCUUAUCCUAAGGAAAGUUGAAAAAGACGAUUAUUACUGUAAGUUAUUUGUCGGAGAGUCCUUAUAUUAGACAAAAUUAUUGAAAUAGUCUAGAAUAAAAGAUAUAUUAGCUAUAUAUUCAAUAUCAACUCAUGUGAACAAAAUAUAAAUUCAUCCAUUUAUAAUUAGUAAGUUUUAGGUUUAGGUGAUUCAAAAGCAAUAUUUAUUUUCAUCUUUUUAGUUGACUUAUAAGAAAUUAGUCUAUGUUGGAUAAUGAUUACUGAAUUUAAUUGAAGAUAGCAGCAAUACAUGCAUCAUAAGUAAAUGUUAUUAUUAUUGGUUUGGGGAAACGUACAUUGUAUUUGUAACCUUGAUACUGUUGAUUCUUGAAAGGUGAAUUGUCUUUUCUGCAAUGUAUAAAUGUACUUCUCAUAAUUUUAUACAAAUGUACUAAAACACAUGUAAAUUCUAAAAAAAGACUUGACAGUGUAAUUUGGUCAUCAAAUGCCCGUGCCAAAGGUGGAUUUCUUCUUCUUCCAUAUUUAUACUUGCUCUAAGUCACCUUGUAUGGACAUGACGUCAUUCUUGUAGUAUGGUACAUGUACGUUUUUAUGCACAUGCAUGUGGUAUGUGUUUGAAGGUAUGAUGAAUGCUAACUGAGUAAUGAUAUGCAAAAGGAUUUUGUAGCCCCUUUCAUAUUAAAGCUUUUUUUUCCUGAUAUAAACCAGGAACUACAGGUUAAUACCCAUGUUAAUAUUAUAUUAUAUAAUAUUAUAUUAAUAACCCCUUUCACACCUAAUUUAUUCUGACUCAACCCAGGAACCACUCCCGGAUAACCUGUUACGAGAGAUUCUUGUGAAAACUGCUUUCAUGAACCUGAUGUAUGUGUAAUGCCAUAAUGUGUAUUGUGCAUAGCCUCAUGUGCAGUUUCCCAAACCAAAUCAGCAAUGAUAUGUGACCUAUUAAAUAAGUGUACUUACAUGUGUAUACAUGUGUGAGAUAAUCUUCUAUCAUCUCUGACUGCAAAAAUACCAAUGUUGUCAAUCACCACAAUAUUGUUGAAGUACAGUAUAUUGUAUCAUUGUUUUUGUCCUAUGUAAAAGUAAUCAGUACUAAUUUUGUGUAUAUGCCUGUUAAUCUACCUGUUAACUCAAAGAUGUACCUGUAGUGUAGGGCUUAUAUUGAAAGAAUUUAAUAUAUUGUAAAUGUAUUAAAAGGUAUCUACCAUUUCUGUAUGAAUGGUUGAAAGGGAUAGAGGGAACAGAGAAAAUACUUACACAAUUACAACUAAUAAAAUGUUGAAUAUUAUAUUUGGAUGAUAUCUUUAUAAUUGUAAUUGAUAAUUUAUUGAUGUAACAAAAAUGAAUGCAUUCAAGUUAAUUAUUGUAAUAUAAUUGUAUUACAUGUACGUAUAGUGUAAUCAAUAUUUUUACCCUCAUUAUGUUAUCUCUAAGAUUGUUUUAAUUUAAAGUAUUUGAAACUAAACUUGUACCUUUCAUGUAUUCUUAUACUGUUCAUGAUCUUGUACUCAUAGCGAUGUUCAUGAUUAGAUUCAUGUUAUUGCCUUUUUCUCCACCAGUAAAAAGAAUCUCUUGUUCUUUGUGUCAGCCAAAAUUGACAAGGGCUUUCAUCUUUAAAGUGCUUUCCCCUCAUUUGCUCAUUAUGCUGUCAUUUUGCGUUUGGUUAUUGUACACUGUGCAGGUGCAGAAAUAUAUUUGGCUUCACAUGGUUGGCCAAUGUAUUUAGAACAUAAAGCUUUAUUGUAUGUUAUAGAUUCCAAGUUCAAAUAAAUUUAAGGAUUAGUUUUGGUUUUUUUCUCUCAGUUGAUUUCACAAAAAUUGAAUCGCCAUAACAGAAUUUCCAUGUCCUGUUUUGGGUGGAGAGAAUUUAAAAAUUGACUUCAAAACUGUAAGAGGUUGCAUUGUUUGUUUGAUGACUGUAUGUCCCAAGCUUGAUUAGCACACUACCAGUUAGAAUCUUAAUUUGGAUCUCCUGAACUGUUCAUCAGAGAGUUCUGCACCGAGAUGAGAUUAUGAUCGGCAGCAGGUCAAAGGUCAUAGCUUUCAUUUAGAGGAUGUGUAUAUUAUUUGUAAUGUCUCCAGCACAAAAGGGAACUCCUCUGUAGCUCUUACAUUGUAACUACUUUGAGUACAUCUAACUGAAAUAACAUUUUCUUCCAUCCCAACUCUGUUUACACAGCAUGUGUCUUAAGGGGGAGGAAAAUAUAAGAACCCACCGAAUUUGAAUUGUAAAAGAAUACACAUGAACAUGUUUCCAAUAUGAACAUACAUGUGUAUGUGAUUGUCAUGGAUGGCCUUACUAUUACUUUAUUGUAUUUUUUCUUUCUUUCUUGUUAGGGUCUGACUUGAUUUACAAAUGGUUAUGCACAUACAAGUAUCAUUGUUUGAGAGUUGUGGAAUUUGUAUAUUUGUUCAACAAAGUGCAAUUGGUUUUAUUCCAUUUUCCCUUGAAGUAACAAUUUUAAAACCAGUAGUUUGACAACAGGGGCCGUAUUCAAUUCAAUACACAGAUCAAGUCAGUAUUUUACUCAACUUUUUGCUUUGCCAAGUUAUUUGUUUAUAACUUAUAACUUAUAUUCAGAUUAAAUCUGAGUAUAUUACUAAUUUAAACAAGCCGACUUUAAGGUCAAACACUGAUAAACAUUGUGACAUCACAUGGUCAAUCCAAAAUAAUGCACAAUUAAUGUGUCGCAUUAAAUGCACUCUAAUAAAUGUGUGCACGGCAUAUGAUGGCUUUAAAGUAAACUACGUGCCUGUCAAUCAAGGCCUCUAAAAAAAUUGGCUUAAACCAGCUUGGGAGCUGUCUUAGUCUUGAGGUAAAAUACUUGGCCAAGAGCUUCAACUAUAUACCAAAGUUGGGUAAGUGUUUCAUCUAAGCCGAAAACUAAGUAUAAUACUCGUUUCCUGACAUAAGUCCUGAAUUCAAUACUGGCCCAAUUAAGUCUGUAUCCCUUAAUUGAAUGAUACAUUUCUUAAGAGAUCAUGUGGAUUUUCUUAUAGAAUGUGUCGUGCGGCCGGAUUGGAUAAAGUCUUUGGUUCAAGACCUAUACUUACUUACUGUACAUGGUAGCAGAGAGGAGAUGCAUCCAAGUAGUCAAUUAUUUUGUAGAGAGUAGCGUAAAAACAUGUGUAAAGGUACUCCUGCUUUUUAGUAUGCACUGCACCGGUAUGUCAUCGACAAAUGUGACUUUCUUCAAAUAUGCUUAGAGGGUACGAAAAUCCUGGAUAUUUUUAUCACUUGCUUUUAGUAUGUUGCUCAAAAUGUGCAAAAAUUAAUGUAAUUUCUGCUUUACAGUAGUUUGACAAAUGCGGAGCAAGCAGUGCUUCUUAUAACAUGUCUUGACAUAAAUUUUGAGGAUACUUUGUAGAAUUUGAUGUCUUCUGAUUUUAACGAGAGACAUGAACAUUUUUGCAUACAAUAUCAGUGUGUCCAGGACAAGUACUAUAUAUUAAGGAAAUAUCUUCAAGACAAUUUUGAAUUCUGAUAAUAAAAUUGAAUUCAGUCAAAGUUAAACAAAACCGCCAAUUAAGUCGUGAACACAUCUAUAAAAUUCCAUCUGCUGAAGGAUCAGAAGGGAAUUGGUUGAAAAUGAAUGAGGGCCAAGUAAUAAAUAAGUGAAGACUGAUGAGGAAAUUCAGCUAGUGGUUCCAAUAGUGCACACAACUCAUGGUCUCAAGUCGGUGCAAAUGUGAGUUGUGCUUUUCAGUGAAUGGUACUUCAAGCAGGGUUUUGUAAAGUUGUAAACAUUUUACUGGAACAAAUUAACCCAUUUACCACAUUUGAAGGAUGUUUCUCAUGAAUUGCAAUCCAUUACUAGGGCCCCCUGUAACACACAAGCUUGCAAUCGAUUUCAAAAUGAUUAUGGCCAAUCAAGAUCAUUGUUGCAUGCACUUAUUGUUAGGAGGGCUGACUGUUGACUAAUCAGAAUCAUUAUUUCAAAUUUACAAUUGAUCGCAAACCUUUGUGUUACAGGGCCUAAAACUCAAGACAAGCUUUAGAUUGAUAAAAAAUAUUUUGCCAUAAAUCACAUAUUGGUCUUGUGCAUAAAUGCAUAGUACUCAUUUUACUCCAAAGAUAUUUUCUACUUGUACAGAAUAUUUGUGAUAUUUAUGGAGGGAACGAUGUUGAGACUCGUGUCAGCAAUAAAACAUCAUUAUUAUUAUUGUGUAUGUAUGCCAUUAACAACCUAUCGAAGGAAAAUAAAGUAAAAAAGAAGAA